Messenger RNA from Cyphomyrmex costatus, 1219 nucleotides. RefSeq lists its product as uncharacterized. The record is from RefSeq and is a predicted model, not a curated record. NCBI's taxonomy places the organism in Eukaryota, Metazoa, Arthropoda, Insecta, Hymenoptera, Formicidae. The transcript has 2 exons. The coding region runs from base 490 to 762 and encodes 90 amino acids.
CGUUGAGGUAGGACGGUACCUCGUAUUCGGAUCUACUGAAAUUUAACGGUUGACAUUUAAUACACGCCGUGUAACUGUCAAAGUUUUCACGUGGUCUGGUGCUUACGACGUUAUUACACGUCGAUGUGCGUGCUUCGUUUUUAGCUUCACUCGCUUGAUUUACAUUAAAAGAUUAUCACGGAGAAAAUCAUUACAUGUCAAGAUCAAUGUGUGAUUCGAGAUUCUUUUUAUUUCGCAGGUAUCGACAGUAUAUCUUCCAGUAAACAACGACGGUGCUGGCGGAGAUAUUGUUCAUAGAAGCGACGAGCAUCUUCGGAAACCAAUUAAACCAACUGCUUCUCCGCGAGAGCGUAUUUCUGUCUUGCGAAUAUCGGAGAAUUGGAAUCUCGUGAUCUUCGUGUCUGAUUUACGAAUUCAGCGAGAAUCAAAGCGAUUUCGAAGCGUAAUUCUCUGAUUGUGAAAUACUCGAAUUUGACAAGAGAAAAUAAGAUGAUGCUGAUGCAGGAGCCCGGUUGGAAGCUGGAGCGCAAAGGUUCGGGGGCGCAAGUGUUGCGCAAGGAUGGAUCUCACUUCAAGAGCAACACCGCACGCAUAUGCUUCCGAUGUGACGUGGAAAUCCGGGAAUUUGUGCCAGAUGAAGAUUAUGGAAUGACAGAGAACAUGGAAAUAGAAACGGCCUCAAGUCCCUUGGCAAUGCUGUCCAGUUGCGUGGCAGCUCUUUGCGUCACUAUCCUCUUGCCUUGGCUCCUGAUUGGGGGCUAGAUCAUGCCGUUUUUAUCAUCGAAAAUUUUAUCACGGCGAGAUGUCAUCAAUUGAAAAAUUCACAUCUGCAAUAUCAUCCCUUUGACUGAUCUACGAAUGUACUUUGGUAUUGGUAUUCACCUAUUCUUACGUCGGUGGUCCCAAUAGUCGUUCAAGGUAUACGGUUAACGAUGGUUAUAACGUGAAUUCUUGGGUCGAAUUCUCAAGGAAUGUUAAGAUGUUAUUGUAUGUUAUAGUAUUUAUAAUUAUGAAUACUGUAAUAUUUUGGGGCAUUUUUUCGAUUAGAGUAAAGUUAUUCACGCUCAAGUGUCGAGCAUUGCAUUCGAGGAAAGACAUCUAAAAUUGCAUGAGGCUGCGUCGCGUGACUGAUUGUUCGACCGAUAAAUCGAAACAGAGAGAUAGAUAGAUUAUCGUUGUAAUUACGUGUGUAAUUUUUACAUUUGAUCGAUACGAUAAU